AUGUCGGCGCUUUUCAGAGCCAGAAGAGCUGUGGCUCAGUGUCUGGCCGGCUCUCGGACUCUGUCCCAGCUGGCGGAGUUACCGGAGACGCAUCAGCUGCUGCGGCAGACGUGCCGGGACUUUGCCGACAGAGAGCUGAUCCCCGUCGCCUCCAAGCUGGACCGAGAGCACGCCUUCCCGGCCCAGCAGAUCAGAGAGUUGGGGGCGAUGGGCGUGAUGGCCAUAGAGGUGCCGGAGGAGCUGGGCGGAGCUGGGAUGGACUACCUGGCGUACAGCGUGGCGAUGGAGGAGAUCAGCCGAGGCUGCGCCAGCACGGGCGUGGUGGUGUCGGUGAACAACUCUCUCUACAUCGGGCCCGUCCUGAAGUUCGGCACCGAGGAGCAGCAGCGGAAGUGGAUCACGCCGUUCACCACCGGAGAGAAGGUGGGCUGCUUCGCCCUCAGCGAGCCAGGUAACGGCAGCGACGCCGGCGCGGCCUCCACCACGGCGCGCCAGGAGGGGGACGAGUGGGUGCUGAACGGGACCAAAGCCUGGAUCACCAACAGCUGGGACGCCUCCGCCACCGUGGUGUUCGCCACCACGGACAGGAAGCUGAAGCACAAGGGCAUCAGCGCCUUCCUGGUCCCCAUGCCGCACCCCGGACUGUCUCUGGGGAAGAAGGAGGACAAGCUGGGAAUCCGAGCCUCGUCCACCGCCAACAUCAUCCUGGAGGAGUGCAGGGUCCCGCUGGACAGCAUGCUGGGCCCGCGGGGAGCCGGCUUCAAGAUCGCCAUGCAAACGUUGGACAGCGGCCGGAUCGGCAUCGCCGCUCAGGCGCUCGGCAUCGCUCAGGCCUCCCUGGACUGCGCCGCCGACUACGCCCACAAACGCACGGCCUUCGGAGCGCCCAUCGGAAAGCUGCAGGCCGUUCAGUUCAAGCUGGCUGACAUGGGCGUGGCCUUGGAGAGCGCCCGCCUACUCACCUGGAAGGCGGCUCUUCUUCGGGACUCCAAAAAGCCCUUCACAAAGGAAGCCGCCAUGGCCAAACUGGCGGCGUCGGAGGCCGCCACCUUCUGCUCACAUCAGGCCAUUCAGAUCCUGGGGGGGAUGGGCUACGUCACCGACAUGCCGGCCGAGCGCCACUACCGCGACGCCCGCAUCACCGAGAUCUACGAGGGCACCAGCGAGAUCCAGAGGCUCGUCAUCGCCGGGCAGAUCCUGAAGGAGUACCAGCCGUAGACGCCGUCGCGGGGCGCCGCCCAAACUACGGACCCGGUCGUUUGAUCACCGUCCAAUAAAAAAAACACUUUUGGCGUCUGAAGGAACCGAUCGGAUCAGAACUCUAAAGACACGCCCCCACAGCGAAAACGCCUUAAAGGGUCAGUUCACCUCAGAUCAAUAUUUUUAUAUCAAACGUUAGUUUACCUUUGAAUCG
Molecule: messenger RNA, 1414 nt
Organism: Oryzias melastigma (Indian medaka)
Lineage: Eukaryota; Metazoa; Chordata; Actinopteri; Beloniformes; Adrianichthyidae
Gene: acads
Product: acyl-CoA dehydrogenase short chain
Biological process (GO): butyrate catabolic process; fatty acid beta-oxidation using acyl-CoA dehydrogenase
Cellular component (GO): mitochondrion
Molecular function (GO): flavin adenine dinucleotide binding
Source: RefSeq, a predicted model, not a curated record